AUGGUGACGAUGAAUUCCACUCGUAAGAAGGAGUACUUGGCUCCUCCCGGAGUGUGGAAAAAUUCUGGUGGUUAUAUCUCGACCGUCUACAUUAACAAGCGUCGAAUUUACGGACCAUUGCGGCAGACUUUGACGGAAUCAGUCAGAGAUCGUGAGCAGAUGUUGCUAGCUAAAGAGAGAGGUGCUAGCGAGGACGAGAUCAGGGAGCUAGUUGUUAACAUCAAGAGGCUGUAUCCAAGUCCUGCUCCAGUGAGAAGACCCAGUUCGAAGCGGCCUCGUAGUGCUUCUACUAUUCCGGAGUCUGGCUUGGUGUGGAAUGGUAGUCAUAAGAGAAAGGCCUGCAAAUUCAACAGGAGGCUUACUGAACUUUGCUAUAGGAAGUCUAUCACCCCCUUGCCGAGUUUAUUACGUGCUUCAAGGAAAACAGUAGAGUACGAUUUUGAGCAUGGCGUCAUGUCCACGUCUAACCUCACCGAAUCUAACAGGGAGAGUGGCCUUAGUGACAGGGUCCAAUGUGGAGCCAAGGUCGUUGUUGCUGCAAAAACUGUGGAACCGACGCCUACUCUGCCUGGUACAAUAUAUACUGUUGCCCGGGAGAUCGAGGAAGCUGGAGGAGUCGUUUUGCCGCUUCAACUAGAUCUAAGGGAUGCUGAGUCCUGCGAGAAGUGUGUGGCUGCCGUCAUUGCCAAGUUCGGACGGAUAGAUAUCCUCAUUAACAACGCCAGUGCGAUGUGGUGGCAUUCUAUGGAACAGACUCCCAUAAGGAAGUUUGAUCUGAUUACAUCGAUCAACAGUAGAGGAAGCUUCAUAAUGACUAAGCUAUGUCUACCACAUAUGAAAAAGAACAACUAUGGUAGAGUCAUCAACAUGUCCCCUCCUAUCAGCACUCACUUUAUGAGUUACCGUGGUUUGACGGCAUAUAACAUAAGCAAGUUCGGUAUGACAAUGUCGGCUUUGGGUGCAGCCGCAGAGGGACAGGGACAUAAUGUCACAGGGAACUGUCUGUGGCCUGCAACGGUCGUGGAGUCGCAAGCCGCAACAAAUUUUGAAUUGGGAAAAAAAGACGAUUGGAGGAAAUCCACCAUUCUAGCUGAUUGCGUACUCUGCAUCGUCAAUGAUCCCGAACUUACAGGGGAAAUGCUAAUCGACGAUGAGUAUUUGACGAGCUCCAGAGUUGGCCUUACGCAGGGGGACCUUGCGAUCUAUCGGAAGAACCCUGCUGUUGAGCCUCGAAGACAUCUGGCCGAGGCAGCCCAGAAAGGCAAGAGUUUCGGCGAACGUGUUAGCAGAGGUGACAUCCGUCAAGUUGCAGUUGAUAAGAUGAGAUCUAUGAUAUAG
This is a messenger RNA of Perkinsus marinus ATCC 50983, 1338 nucleotides long. RefSeq names its product short-chain dehydrogenase, putative. The record is from RefSeq and is a predicted model, not a curated record. Bases 1 to 1338 code for a protein of 445 amino acids. NCBI's taxonomy places the organism in Eukaryota, Perkinsozoa, Perkinsida, Perkinsidae. The transcript is spliced from 9 exons.